GAUCACAAACCUUGCGUGGCUUUGUUUGAAGUAAUAAUAGUUCUGAAUUUUGACCACCGAGAGAAUUGUUCAGCCACAGUCUCACGUUACGUCGCCAGGUCAUCUUCUCUACUUUGUAGUGUUGGCCUGUUGAUGAUUGAUUCCUUCACUAGAUUUAAAAAAUAGUGCAGCAGAGGUCCCGUGCAUCGUGUGGACGAUGCUGCCUCUCCACAAAGAUGAUUCAUCCAACAAAGGAAAGAAAUUCAUUCCUGGCAUUAGCAUCUUGGCUCAGGCGACGAAUUGGGUCAAAUCUUUCUUAUCAAAGCCAGCAUCGAGAAAUCUCUUCUGCUUCCUGCUGUUGAACCUGACAUUUGCUUUUGUGGAGCUGAUUUAUGGAGCAUGGACGAACAGCCUGGGUUUGAUCGCCGACUCCUUUCACAUGUUCUUUGACUGCACGGCAUUGCUCGCUGGCCUGGUGGCGACGGUUAUCACGCGCUGGUCGCCGAACGAGCGCUUCUCCUACGGCUAUGUCCGCGCUGAAGUGCUCGCUGGUUUUGUCAACGGUCUCUUUCUGCUCUUCAUUGCCUUCUUCAUCUUCUCAGAAGCUAUCGAGCGUGCAUUCCAGCCGCCGGAGGUGAAACACGACAGGCUGAUGGUCGUGUCGAUCCUCGGCUUCCUCGUCAACUUGAUCGGCAUCUUUGCCUUCCAGCACGGUGGCGCGAUGCACGGUCACUCACACGGCGGAGAUGGGCAUGGACACAGCCAUGGUGGGCACGGACAUAGUCACGGAGAGGGUGGUUCCGAUCAGCAGAUUCUGCAAGGCGUUCUGCUCCACGUCAUGGCGGACACAUUAGGAAGUGUAGGCGUCAUCAUUUCUUCUUUCCUAAUCCAACAGUUUGGUUGGAUGAUGGCAGAUCCUAUUUGCUCCAUGUGUAUAGCCGUUUUAAUUGCAGUAAGUGUGAUACCAUUGCUACAGACAUCUGUGGGAGUUCUUAUGCAGCGAGCGCCACCCUCUCUUGAUAGCCAGCUGGAUACUUGCUAUCAACGUGUGCAGCAAAUUGAGGGAGUCGUCGGUGUUAAAGACCCGCAUUUCUGGACUCUAUGCAGCAAUGUGUACAUUGGUAGCAUGAGGCUUAUUCUCGUUCCCAACGUAGAUGACGUGUUCCGAGUUACGGAACAGGCUAGGGCGAUCUUUACUCAGGUCGGUGUUCGCCAGCUUAUCAUUCAAGUUGACAAAUCAGAGUAGCAUUCUCAUUGGCCAUCCUAACUUUAUUUUCUGAGUUCCCAUUUAUGCCCACGUUUUAAUGUCAUCAUUGACCUAGCACUAUUGUACAUCAGGAUGACGACUGCUCUUUGAUCUGCUAUUUUGUAUUAGGUACUACUCGUUCCUUCAUAGACGUUUUUGUACAUACGCUAGAUUGAUCCUUGUGAGUUAUUUAUGUUUCCUCCUGCCGUGCCCGUAUGCUGAACUGACAUCA
Sycon ciliatum is the source of this 1457-nucleotide messenger RNA. RefSeq names its product zinc transporter 7-like. The record is from RefSeq and is a predicted model, not a curated record. Gene Ontology annotation, cellular component: cytoplasmic vesicle; membrane; Golgi apparatus. The coding region runs from base 197 to 1225 and encodes 342 amino acids. Lineage: Eukaryota; Metazoa; Porifera; Calcarea; Leucosolenida; Sycettidae. Gene Ontology annotation, molecular function: zinc ion transmembrane transporter activity. Gene Ontology annotation, biological process: intracellular zinc ion homeostasis; zinc ion import into Golgi lumen. The transcript has 10 exons.